Molecule: messenger RNA, 921 nt
Organism: Cooperia oncophora
Lineage: Eukaryota; Metazoa; Nematoda; Chromadorea; Rhabditida; Trichostrongylidae
Source: the annotation of a GenBank genome assembly
AUGAUUAUGGACAUCACGUUUCAGGCGACAACAACUACUGCACAACCACGUCAUGAUGUGUACAAAUUGCUAAGAACACUGAAUUUAACCGAGGAGGAAACUGAUAAUCUCGUGAGCCAUGUUGAGAAGGUCGUUCGUGAAGAAUUGGUGAAGAAAUUGGCGGAAACACGACUCGCUGCUCUGAACAACACUCGUACAUCUGCGAGCCACAAAUCAACGAAAGAAUCGACCUUCACGACGAAAGCUGUGACUGAAGCCACAACUACGCCGGCUGAGAGAGAGGUCGAGGAACGCGGCGAAAGCCCUGUGAGGCCAACAAAGACAGACAAGGACUUGUUGAUGCUCUUGCCGCGAAAGAAAGUCGAAACGGAAAUCAAGCAUCAUCCGCCACGACUUGAAGACAGAAUCCCUGAGUUUGAUUCACCGUCAAGGAAACGACGCAAGGCUGACGUUUCGAUUAUUUGUAUUGAUCUUGAAAGUGAAACUGAACUAACAACAUCCUCUCAAUCAUCCAGCGAGCUUUCUACUACUCAAUCUUCUGAACCUCAUAGUUCGCAGUCGUCCACCGACAUACCUUCGCAGUCGUCUAAUAAACCAUCUUCAUUGAGUGAGCAACCAAAAGCUGAAGAAUCAAUGACUGCAUUGAAUAAAUCCCCAUCUACCAAGGUAUUCCGCUCUGCGAAGAUGCUGAAAAAUGAAGCGAAUAUGAGUUGGACUGUCGAAGAAGUAAUGAAAGCGUACGGCUCCGAAUCUAAAACCGAGACUACGCCAAGCACAUCCGCAUCGAUUAUUCCUGCUGGACGUAGUGCCUACUUUGUGCGCAGGUAUUUUUCACAUCUUGUUCAUGAUUCCAUGGUCUCCCAUUUGUUGUCUAGAGUUAUUCGAUUGCCUAUGAUGCGCGAUGUAACCUAUUUCGAUUGA